Messenger RNA from Uloborus diversus, 629 nucleotides. RefSeq lists its product as uncharacterized. The record is from RefSeq and is a predicted model, not a curated record. Lineage: Eukaryota; Metazoa; Arthropoda; Arachnida; Araneae; Uloboridae. The coding region runs from base 108 to 590 and encodes 160 amino acids. The transcript has 5 exons.
UGCGCUGGGGGAGAGCGAAUAACAAUGGCGAAGCUUUUGUUUUUUGCUGUUGUCUUCUACGUCAGCUCGCGGCGCGUUAAAUGGAGACCGAGUUUUGAGUGGAGAGGAUGAUUUUGGAAUGGGGUGUUCGAUUGGCGUUUGAAAUCGGAAUUUUGUGCUGGGCAUAUUUUGACCGGAUGGUCUGGGGACAGACUAUCACGACGGAUCUCGAUGAAGGCGUUGAUGCACAUUUUAUUUUAGUCACCUUUUGCCAGCUCGAAGACAAAUUAAAAGUAAUGGAGUGCGUGGACAGGCAGACUCAAGGACAGGCACUGCUUCCUUGGAAAAUCUGCUUAAACCCCGACAGAGAACUUUCAAAGAAAGAAUUAGCUAAUUUAUGUUGUAAAUCACUUCAUCCUGGAUACCAAGAAGUGUUUGAAGUCCUGACUAGUUGCGUCGAUACAUUCAUGACUCCUAUAGAAGCUGCAACAUGGCUGCCUAUACUGGAAUCGUGUGCUGAAGGACAGACAUCAGAAAUGGUUAACACUGAAGAUUCUACCAUUACAAGAACGUCAACUACCACAGUUUUUCACAAAAUUUUCGCAAGUUAAAAAAACUGUACACUGCUUUCUGUAAUAAAUAUUUUUUUC